This is a messenger RNA of Drosophila albomicans, 510 nucleotides long. RefSeq lists its product as uncharacterized. The coding region runs from base 1 to 510 and encodes 169 amino acids. The record is from RefSeq and is a predicted model, not a curated record. The transcript has 2 exons. NCBI's taxonomy places the organism in Eukaryota, Metazoa, Arthropoda, Insecta, Diptera, Drosophilidae.
AUGAGAGUCCUAACGAUAAUUUUGAGCUGUGUUAUCCUGGCCAGUUGUCUGGUUAAACAUGCCGAUGGUACCUCUACGACAUCAACCACAACUACAACAACGACUGAAGACACAACUUCCACAACCACGGACUCAUCAGAUACCACCAGCACUACUUCCAGCUCUGAAGCAGAUCUGGCCCGGCUGAAAAUAAAGCUAGCUCGACUGAAGCGAUUGGCGCGUCUGAGGGCAGCUAGAAGGAAAAGAAUUGCUUCCAAGCAAUCGUCUGCAGAUUCAGAUUCAGAAUCAUCAACCAGCUCCUCCACCAGCACCACAACCACAACCGCCUCCAGUUCUAGCUCCAGCUCCAGCUCAAGCGCUUUGGCUGCUGCUGUGGCAAAGUUGAAGAGCAGGCUUGCUAACCUGAAGAAACUGCAACGUCUUAGGGCAGCCAGAAGGAAGAGGAUAGCUGCCAAGAAAAGGGCUGCUGCCAGGAGAAGAGCUGCAGCCAACAGGAGGAGAUCGGGUUAA